GUGUAACUUGACGCUGAAACCUGCACUGAGAUAACGUUGGAUUUUUCACAGGCAGACAGAGAAGCCUUUCUGUAAGAAUAACAACGUCAGUGAAUCAGCACUUCUCUCCAGGAAGUCAUGGCAGACCUUGGCAUCAAAGCAGGGGACAAGGUGAUGUUGGUUUGGACUCAGCCCUCAGCACCAGCAGCCCUGAAACAAUAUGUAGAGGAACUGGGUUCCCUUGUUGGUGCAGACUGCAAAGUGUCAGUGGAGAACAUGGACAGAUUAUUGCUGUCCUCUCAUCCAGCGUCCACCUUUGACUGGGUGCUUUCUUGCCUUCUGGCUGACAGCUCCUGCAUCCACAGUUCAGAUACUCUAGAGGAAAUAGCCAGAGUGCUCAAACCUGGUGGAAAACUCAUUCUGGAAGAAGCAGUUACAGGGGCUGAGGCGCAGAGUGUGCGGACGGCUGAGAAGCUGGAGUCAGUGCUGAAGUUGUCGGGCUUCAUGUCAGUGACAAAGGUCAGCAAAGAGAAUCUGAGUCCUGAGGCGCUGAGCUCCCUCAGGACUGCCACUGGUUACCAAGGAAACACUCUGUCCAGAGUUCGAAUCUCUGCCUCCAAACCCAACUUUGAGGUGGGAUCAUCCAGCCAGAUUAAACUGUCGUUCGGGAAAAAGCCGGUUUCAGCAGAGAAACCUGCUCUGGAUCCCAACACUGUCAAAAUGUGGACACUGUCAGCCAAUGACAUGGACGAUGACGAUGUGGAUCUGGUGGACUCUGAUGCUCUGCUGGAUGAAGAUGACUUGAAGAAGCCUGACCCAGCUACUCUGACAGCGCCCAGCUGUCGAGAAUUAGGCAAGAAGAAAGCCUGCAAGAACUGCUCAUGUGGUCUCGCUGAGGAGUUGGAGCAGGAUGGUAAAGGAAAACAAAAGACGAACCUACCAAAAUCUUCCUGUGGAAGUUGCUACCUUGGUGAUGCCUUCAGAUGUGCCAGCUGUCCGUAUGCCGGGAUGCCAGCGUUCAAACCAGGAGAGAAGAUUGUGUUAGACAACAAGACGCUGACUGAUGCUUGAAAUACAAGCUUCCUACAACUUAUCCUUCAAAAUAUUACAUUCCUUUUUUUUCCAUCCACGCAGAGACACGAUUCCCUCUGCAGAAACACAGAACUGAAAUCUGCUCUUUGCUCUACACCGCAGAUGUGAGGGGGAUUUCAGCCUGUUUGUCUGCUCAGUGAGACGGCUUCUGUUCGAUGCAUUCAGUGUUUGAAAUCACAACAAACAUCAGCUGGUUUCACUGAGAGUUUCAAAAUUAAUUAGCCAUGCAGCUUUGACAGUGAAGAGUGAGAUUUGAAUAAAAUGGAAAAAUGUGCACUAUCA
Plectropomus leopardus (leopard coralgrouper) is the source of this 1353-nucleotide messenger RNA. It is a transcript of the gene ciapin1, whose product is annotated as cytokine induced apoptosis inhibitor 1. Gene Ontology annotation, biological process: iron-sulfur cluster assembly. Gene Ontology annotation, cellular component: cytoplasm. Gene Ontology annotation, molecular function: iron-sulfur cluster binding. NCBI's taxonomy places the organism in Eukaryota, Metazoa, Chordata, Actinopteri, Perciformes, Serranidae. The record is from RefSeq and is a predicted model, not a curated record.